AUGGCAGCGGCGCCACGAGACUUCACUUCCUGGCUCGAGACAGGCAAGAACUCAGACGUCCAAUUACGCAUUGUGAUAGACGAAGUCAAUGAUACUGUGAAAGAUGCUGAAGAGCAGGAGGAGCAGGAGGAGCAGGAGAAGCAGAAGGAGCAGGAAGAGCAGAAGGAGCAGGAGGAGCGCCCUGCCAAGCGCUCGCGAUCGUCACCCGCUGCUCAGGCUGGCAGCGCUCAGCGCAGCGCGGGCGAGCGGCGCAUCGCCGCCGUGCUGGCGGUGCACUCCGUGAUACUGGAGGAGGCCUCGGGCUGGGCGCGCGCCCUGCUGGGCAGCGAGGAGUCCCUCGAGUCUCAGCAGCGCGUACUGGAUCUGGUGCUGUCUGAUGAAGCUGAUGUGGCCGCCGUGAAGCUGCUGCUACGCGCCAUCUACGGCGCUGACCCGGAGGCCCAAGUGCUGCGGCUGGCAGACAGGAUCCAGGUGCCGCGCGUCGUCGCGGCGGCCGGCGGCCGCUUCACAACGGCCGAGCCGCUGGACUGGGACGUCGCGCAAAGCAUCUGGGCGCUGCCAGCGGGCUGCGAGGAGAACGCGGCUUACAUGACUGCAUUUGCCGCGGCCGCGGCCACUCUGCAGCAAGAAUUGGGCGACCUGGAGGUGGCAAUGCUGGAUGCUGCCAGGCGAGAGCGGCUGCUGGGGCUGCCCUUCAAGGCGCUGCGGUGUCUGCUUGAGAGCAGCGCCACCCGGGUCUUCAGCGAAAACACCGUCUUCCUCGUCUGUGACAUGUGGCUGCGGCGGCGGGGCGGCGGCGAAGCUGAGCAGCAGCUGCAGCUGGCGAGGCUCGUCCGUCUGCCGCAUGUGACCAGCCCAUACCUGCUGACAGUGGUGGGGCAGAGCGCGUGGCUGGCCAGCCGCAUGCCAUGGCAGAAGGCGUGGAGCGAGGGGCCGUGGAGGGCCGCCGGCCUGGUGGGCGAGGACGGCCACGUGCGUGUGCGCGCGACCAUCACCAAUGUGCAGUGA
Molecule: messenger RNA, 1008 nt
Organism: Monoraphidium neglectum
Lineage: Eukaryota; Viridiplantae; Chlorophyta; Chlorophyceae; Sphaeropleales; Selenastraceae
Exons: 4
Coding region: 1-1008 (335 amino acids)
Source: RefSeq, a predicted model, not a curated record